ACCAUUGGGUGUCUGACAACAAAAUGAGAACUAAAUCUUUUGAUAUCUAAAUAAAAAUUUUGCUGUAGAAACGAUAAGUAUAUGGAUUGUGGGCUUUUCAGAGAUUAGUGGCCACCAAAUCUUAUACGGAUGGAUAAGCACCUGGUGUUCUGGUUUUCUGUUCUGGUUAGCAGUUUUGUUGUAGUCUUUUCUGUAUUCAUGCUAUGGAGAAGAAAGACGAAGAGCCUUCCUCUUCCACCUGGACCACGUGCUUGGCCUAUCAUAGGAAACCUCUUUCUGCUUGGCAAAAAACCCAAUGAAUCACUGUUUGCCCUUUCUCAGCAAUAUGGUCCCUUGAUCACACUCUUUCUUGGCAUGAAAACAACAGUGGUGGCCUCCUCUGCUGCCAUGGCAAAGGAGGUGCUCAAAACCCAUGACAACAUCCUUGCUGGUCGGACUGUCAAACAUUCAAUGAAGAUACUCUCUUACCACAAGUCUUCAAUAAUAUGGGCUCAAAAUGAAUCCCACUGGCGAAAAUUCAGACGUAUUGCCACUACAGAGCUUUUCUCUGCCAAAAAACUCCAAGCUUCGGAACAUGUGAGAAAAGAUUCAGUUUUCCAAAUGAUUCGAUUGAUUUUCGAGGAGAACAGAGUGAAGGGAAAGAGUGUGAACUUGGGUGAUUUGAUGAUCCACACGAGUCUGAAUAUGCUUGGUAAUCUCAUGCUCAGUACAAAUGUAUUCGACCCAAAUAAUCCCGACGCUGUGGACUUCACCAACGCUAUUACUUCAUGGGUGGAGCUUGUUGAAAAGCCCGAUUUGGCUGAUUUUUUUCCAUGGCUUGGGUUUCUGGAUCUUCAGGGUGUCGGCCGUAAAAUAGGAGCCCAUUUAAAACGAGCUCAUUAUUUUUUAGAUCUGUGCAUAAGUAAUCGAAUGGCGAGGAGAAGCAGAGAUCCGAAUGAUGAAAGAGAGAAAGAGAGGGAUUUUUUAGACGUGCUGCUAGAUAUGCAAGGUCCUGAUCUCAGUCAGACAGAUAUCAGAGCAAUACUUUUUGACCUGUUAAUGGCCGGGAGUGACACCUCUGCUGCGACAGUAGGAUGGGCGAUGGGGGAACUCAUUCGCAAUCCAGAUAAAAUGAAAAAAACCCAAGUAGAAUUAGAUGAGACUGUGGGUCGGAACAGAAGAGUAGAAGAAUCUGAUAUAGAGCAUCUGCCUUAUCUCCAUGCAGUGGUGAAAGAAAUUCUUCGCCUAUAUCCAGCUGGUCCUCUCAUGAUUCCUCACAGAGCGGCCACCUCUUGUGAAAUAGAGGGAUUUGUGAUCCCCAAAGACACACAGGUUAUGGUUAAUGUGUGGGCAAUGGGAAGAGAUCCUAAUGUCUGGAAGGAGCCCUCCAAAUUUAUGCCAGAGAGAUUUUUGGAGGGUGAGGGAGCUAAAAUGGAGUUUAAGGGACAAGAUUUUGAGUUCAUACCAUUUGGAGCAGGGAGAAGAAUUUGCCUAGGGCUUCCUUUGGCUGAUAAGAUGCUUCAUUUGAUUUUGGCUUCUCUGGUUCACUCUUUCGACUGGAGUCUGCCUGAUGGAAUGAGUACGGACAAAGUGGACAUGGACUAUUUGUUUGGAGUGGUAUUGAAGAAGCGUCAAAAGUUGCAAGCAGUUCCCACACCACGCUUGCUACAUAACAUAUAUUAGUAAUUGGACAACAAGGCAAUUUGUUCUGCAUGUUAACUGGUUGCUAAGAUCUGAUACCGUUUUAGAAUUGACUACAGGAAUUUUACCAUUGAAGUCAUUUUUAUAUGGAUAUUUUUGCAUCAAUAUUUACUCUUUCAUCGUAAUGUUAAAAGGUAAAUCAAUAUAUGAAAGCCUCUUUACAGUUCUAUUCAUUUUUUGGUCAUAUUGUUGAAAACUUAAUUUUUAUAAUUCAAAAGUAAUGAUUUAUGAUUUAUGGGCGACUUUGUGCCCAUAAAAGUUGCAAGAGAAGAUGUUCAGUGGAUAAGUUUUCUUCAGUUUGACGUGCUUUGGAGAAGAUUAAUUCGAAGUGUAUGCGAGGAGAAGAUUGUGAAGCUAAAAUCUAGCAGGCUGGUUGUAAUGUGAAUUUUGAAAUGGAAGCAGGGAUGUUCUGCAUGGCUGUACCAGUUGGAUUUCACAGGGGAGAUUGUUGGGAAUGUGAAGCCCAAUGGUCACAUGACCAUUUGCAUUCUCCCAACUGUUCAUUUCAUAUCUGAAUAUGAUUAUAUACUGGCUGUGUGCAGCCCAUGUAUUAGUGUUGAUUAAUGAAGUGAUUCUGUGCUUUGAGUGUGGAUGUAGGCAAAUUUGCGGAACUAC
Molecule: messenger RNA, 2295 nt
Organism: Cryptomeria japonica (Japanese cedar)
Lineage: Eukaryota; Viridiplantae; Streptophyta; Pinopsida; Cupressales; Cupressaceae
Product: cytochrome P450 76C2
Exons: 2
Coding region: 130-1662 (510 amino acids)
Molecular function (GO): heme binding; oxidoreductase activity, acting on paired donors, with incorporation or reduction of molecular oxygen; iron ion binding
Source: RefSeq, a predicted model, not a curated record